Messenger RNA from Drosophila nasuta, 5520 nucleotides. It is a transcript of the gene aqz, whose product is annotated as aaquetzalli. The transcript has 2 exons. The coding region runs from base 1413 to 2384 and encodes 323 amino acids. Lineage: Eukaryota; Metazoa; Arthropoda; Insecta; Diptera; Drosophilidae. The record is from RefSeq and is a predicted model, not a curated record.
AAAUUCGAGAAGAGCGUACCUAUGCGCACGUUUAUGCAAGGAAGAAGAAAGUUGAAUAUUGAUUAAAAUUUCUGCAAAAAAAAAUAUAUAUAUAUAUGUAAUUAUAUAUUGUAAAUGUCUUUAAUUUAAGUGAUAUAAUUCAAAUAUUUGUGUAAAGUUUAAUAUUUUAAUACACGUCAAAGUACGAGUGAAGGUACGAACACUGAGAAAAUUAAUAGUAAAAAAAGCACCAACAAUACAAAAGCAAAAGUUUUCUUGUGUGUGGCAUUACCAGCGGUCGUCGGUACUUUGCGAGACUAAAAUAAAUAAAAAAUUAAACCAAACCGAAUCAGUUAGUGUGAUUUUUUUGAGCCUUCGUCUGUGAGGAGAAAGCUUUAAGCGGAAUCCCUUAAGCAAGCAUCCCGUCGCCAUUUUGAAAGUGAUUUUACAUACAAAUAAAAUACAUAACCAUAAAAAAUACAAAAAAAAAACAAAAACAAUCAUAUUUCUGUAAAGAAUAUCAAUCGCAAAUUUUAAUUGGAUCUGGAAGCAGUGAAAACAAGGCAGCUUUUGAAGUAAAUGCAAAUUAUUUGUAAUAAUCAGUAUAACAAAGUGGCAAAAAAACCCCCCGCAGCUGAAGAGUGAGCAAUCAAUAACUGCGACAUAGAUACAUACAGUCGUCUUCUUUACUCCUAUACUGCAUACAAAAAACGCUGUGUGUGAGGAAGAAAGACUGCUGGCAAACCAACAGCAGCAGCAACAAAAACAACAUUGGUGCGAAAAGGUUUACAACUCAAAGACCCGGGCCAGGCUUGGAUUAAGCAUAGGCGAUAAGGCAAGAAAAAAGAGCGAACAAGAAGUAAAUUUGAAAAUUAGAGCUAAGGAGGAUAGCCUAAUAAAAAGAGAUAAUUCAACAGACUGAUAAACAAUACAUAAAGUUAAACUAAAUAAAGUAUAUAACUCAAAUUGUACAUAAACGAAACACAAAUCGAACCUCAGCAGCAGGUACAACAACAAAAGACAGCCGCCCGAUUACCACUAGAGAGGAAACAGACACCAUCGUCCCCGAUAACUAGAAAGGCGGCUGAGUCAAUAAAAACGACAACGGUUUGCAGAAGGUGACGGUAUCGGAGUAGCAGGUUCGAGUUUGUUAUCGAUAAUAAACAAAAUUGAUUUUAAGUGCGUGUGAUAUUUAACGUUAAGCAUUAAUUUAGCGAAUAACCAAAAACAAAAAGGCAAAAAAGCAGAAAUUUUAUGAAGCAGAUCGAAAGAAUAGGAAGAUAAAUAGAGAGAGAGAGAACGUGAAAGUGAAAAGAAAAAAGAUUGCGCGCUUUAGGUAAAGCUCAUAUUAGUUUGAAGACGUAAACGAAGCAAGGAGAGAAACAGAGAAGUAGUGUGGAAAACAUUGGAGUCGCAGAAAACAAGAAAUUACUAUGACAUACUCGCACAAUAGUGUAAGAAACAACAUUAAAAUGACAACAGCAUCAACAACAAAGUCAAUACGCUUGAAAAAAGGCGCAACGACUCCACCCCCAGCCCCAGCCCCCGUUUCACCAACAUCAUCAAUAGAAGGAGCUACAACAGUAGCAACAACACCAACACCCUCGGAAACUGCACAUUCCAACAGUAUUGCCAGCAGUACAAACUUCAUCAACAACAAUCACCACUUCCAUCAGCAGCAAGUUUUGAGCAUUUCGCCCACACUUUGCUCCCCAACGAUCACCCCGAACAAUCGCACCCAGCAAAGGCUGCACUCUCAGUCCGCAGGCGCUAGUAAUCAACGGACUCGUCAGCAGCAGCAACGGCAGUCGCCUCAGCAGAUGAGCGGUGGUGGUGGAGGAGGAUUUUUUUUUGCCAACAACUGUAAGCGAAAUGGUGGCAACGGCGGUGGUCGAUCGCCACAACAGGCAACAACGACAUUGGUGCGCCAAUCUCCCGCAACCAUUUUGGGUGGUGGUUUCUCACCGACAUCAGGCGCAGGAGCAGGUGUUUUGGCUGGAGGUUCAGCGCGCAAGCAGCGUAGGAGUCCAACGACAACUACUGCAGCAGCAACAGCAGGAAGCGUAAACAGUUUUGGUGCUGGCGGAAAGAUCUCGCCACAACACCAUCUCAUACCCACCGCACUAACGCAUUUUGCGGGCAGCAAGUGCUUUGAUGCACCGGCACCAACGGCGCUGCCCAAGCCACCGCAACAUUGGACGCUAACCAAAUCGGAAGAAAAGCUGGUGUCCAGCAGCGCUGGUCCCACAUUGCAGAGCCUGUUGCGCGGUGAGCGAUGCAGUGCAUCCAAGUUGCACCUCAAUAACAGCACUGGUGGCGGUUACGUGGUGAAGUCAUCGAAACGUAACCUACUCGAUGAUUUUGAUACGCACAACCUCAAAUUAUUGCUAAAUGUGCAGUCGUAACGCAGGAGCAUGAGUAGGCAAAAGAACCAAUAAUAACAGCCGAAGCGAUAUAACCGAUAAACGAUACGUGAGCAUGGAACACCCAGAUGACCCUGUAAAUGACUAGCAAAACAAAAUUAAAAAGAAAAAAAAUAAAAAUAAAAAAAAAAAAAAAACAAUAAAAAAUCAAAAAUAUAAAAAUUGUAAAAACUAAAAAAAAGUCUUAAAAAAGAUCCAAUCAUCAAAACUGAAAAUUUGAACUUUUUUAAACAAAACAUAAAAACAAUAAUAAUAAAAAAAUGAGUAAAUGUUUGUGAUCUCAAAUGUAUCAUAAAACAGCCUCAAACAUUGAGAAGCUAAAAAAUAAACAAAACGAAAAAUUCAAAAUUAAAAAAACGUAAACAAAUGGAAAAAACUUGAAAAAAAUUGUCCUUACACUAACAACUACAACGAUAAAACUACAAUUUCACACAACAGACAGACAGAGAGUUACACAACAAAAAGGUGCAAAAUUCUCCAAAGGCAAAGAAUAAACCUUUAAAAAAAAAAUUUAAAUUAACUUCAAUUUGCAAACUUUGAGAAUGGCCAAUCGACAAAUGAACAAAGGAAAACCUAAAAGGAGUGAUGCAGAAAGGACGUUUGGCUAGAAAAAAGAGAAGAAUGUGAUGGAUUUAAAGAACAGGAUGCAAAAUCUAUAUGUAUGUAUAACGGAUACUUCACAACUGAACAUUGUUUUAUAAACGUGAUACGCAAAUAGACUUGAAAAUGUAAUUAAUAAGUAAAAUUAUAAAUAUGUAUGAUGUAUUUAUGAGUAAUUAAAACGACGCUAGAAGCGCUACAUAAGUACACCUUAUGUUUACUUAUAUUUCCCCAAGCGGACAAAAUGUGCAACGUACCUUAAAACAAAAAAACACAAAACAAAAAAAGAAAGCAAGUAAAUUAAAAACUGUUGAGAGAUGAGCACACAGAUGAGUCAAAGCAGAAGAGAGAAAUUUUCGACAAAUAGAGAAAUAAAACAAGAAAACAACUUUAAUUAUAAUAAUAACAACCAUUAAUAACGAUACACAUUAAAUAAUACCACCCACCAAUUCACAAAAGACUAAUUCAACUUAUAACAAAGGAAAGAUGGAAAAAGGAAAAAACUCAACGACAAACUCAACGCUGCAAUAAACAGCGCAAAAUGCAUUCAACUUGAAUACAAAUAUAAACUAAAAACAGAAAAAAACCUUAAACUAAAAAUAAAUAAUUAAAAAAAAAAGAACAACUCAAUGGCCUCUCUACCUUAAGAUAUCACAUAGAUAAACGCAUACCAACCAACACACUUAUAAAUAUAGCAUAAACUUCCAUUAUUUUUAGUUUUUAAAACAAACUUUGUAAAAAAAAGAAUGAGUUGAAAGACACAUAUAUGCAAAAAUGGCUUUAAAUUCUAAUUGUAAUUAUAAUUUAAACAUUCUUGAAUUGUAAAUACUUUAACAGUAAACAUAAUAAACAAAUACAAAAAAAUCAUCAAAAAUCAUACAAAUUCAAGAAAAGUCAAGAAAACCAAUUGUGAAAAUUUGUUGCAAUCCCCACAAAACGCUUUAUAUAAGAGUUAAAAUGACGACAAUGAUAAUAAGAAUAGAGUUAGAGAGGAACGAGAAAAGAGGUAUAUUAUAAAGUAAAGAUGAAGAAACUACUACUUUUUAUGUGACACUGUUCGUUGAUGCUCAUAAAUUAAAACUAACAAAACAAGAAACACUUGAACCCAGUACCUUAUUUUCAUUAUUAGCAUUUAAUAUUAAUUGUUAAUAAUUAAUAUGUAUGUAAAUUAUUUAAGUAAACUUCCCUAGCCAUGCCCCUCACUACACAAAACAAAAAUAUCCAAAGUUAUUGUAUUUUGCGUAAUAAUUGUAUACAAAAAAAAAAAAUACCAACAACAGAAAAAAGAGUCGCAGCGUGAGUUUUGUUGUUAUUUGUUUUUCUUUUUGUUGCCAUGUGAAUUGGCUCCUUGCGUGAUAAGCCAAAAAAAAAACUAAAAGAUAAAAAAGAAGGAAGCACUUUUUGAGUUUUAACCAUUUUACAUACAAAAACAAACAACAAAAUAAAAAAUGUUUAUUUUAAUUUCUGAUACAGCUAUAUUUUACAAAACAUAAGAAUGAUAACAUUAAACAAAAUGUGAACAUUAUGAUGAUAAUGAUGUUAGAUUUUAAUGUUAAAAAGCCAAAAAAGUCAUGCACUACUGUUUAGGUUUACUUGAGAGCAAGUUGUCAUAUAUUGGUAGCUUUAAAGCUUGUAUCCUUCAAGUUACUAUGCAAACACUCAUACACAUACAUGUACCAUACAUACACAUACACUAAACUUCUAAGAGUAUUUUAUGAAAAAACAACAGUUCGAGCAGUGCUCGAGAUCAGCCAACAAAAAAAAAAAACGAAGGUAAUCCCUUAAUCACAUACAUACGAAAAGCAAAAGCAAGAUUAAAAAAGAACACCUUGGGAACUUGCCACGUAGAAUUUUGCAUUUUUUUAAGAGUGUAAGCUAUAAAAAAAAGAAGAAAAUCACAUUUGUUACUUGACGUCAAUUUAAGUAAAACGUACAUUUGAUAAAAAAAAAAAAAACAAAAAUAAGAUCCAACCAAAAGCAUAUGCAAAAUUCAAUACAAGUAAACACAAAAUAAUAAACAAAACAUUUAUUCAAAAAAAUCCAAAGGGCGCAAAUAAUAUUUUUUUCAAUUGCCUUCAAGUUGGCAGCUGCUUUUUGGCUUUGAUAACUUUUUAAAACACCAAUCAGUACAAAUUAAUUUCCAUUUUAAAGUUCGGGGACAUUAAGAGCCUUCCCCAAAAGCAAGGCCUGCAGCUCGAUUUGAAGACAAAUGAAAAAUCACACCAACAACUUAAAAGCGUAAAACAAUUCAUAUUCUGUUGUAUUUUUAUGACGUUUAAAACCCUAAACAAGAAACGUAAUAUUGUAUUUGGAGUUCGAAUAUUAUUUUUACAAUUUUUAAGCAGAGAUUUGUCGUUCUUACUAUUUACAUACAUACAUAUAAAUGUUUUUUUUUUUUAUUUCUCCAAUGAUCUAGUUUACAAUUAAAUUUGCAAUUUUUUGUGAUACUUUGCUAUAUAAUUUUAAAUCUGGUUUAUAAAUGUAUUUAAAAUCAAAAAAAAAAAAAAAUGAAAGACAA